Messenger RNA from Rotaria sordida, 357 nucleotides. The record is from the annotation of a GenBank genome assembly. Lineage: Eukaryota; Metazoa; Rotifera; Eurotatoria; Philodinida; Philodinidae.
AUGAAUCAUACUGAUAGUAUGGACGAUAAUAAUUCAGUACAAUGUGCACAUAAUUCGUUUACAUCUCCAUCAUGUAAUUUAACUGAUCUGCAAAGUCAACCAACUACAAGCAUAUCACAUUUGUAUUCGGAUACCAAUACAAUGGCAACUUUGUUAACUAAUCAAUAUACACAACCUACAUAUCCAUCAUAUCCGACUUGUUAUCGUUGCUAUACAAUUCUUUAUAUGAAUUGCUUUACUUCUAUCAAAUGUGGACGAUAUUGUUGUCAACAAUAUACUCAAACUUGUUUCACAUCGAAUCCAGUUUUUUGCGAAUAUUGCAUGAUUAACGAAGCUCUUUCAAAUAAUCGAAAAUGA